Messenger RNA from Medioppia subpectinata, 3270 nucleotides. The record is from the annotation of a GenBank genome assembly. NCBI's taxonomy places the organism in Eukaryota, Metazoa, Arthropoda, Arachnida, Sarcoptiformes, Oppiidae.
AUGGCCGCCAACAAUCGGGUUGUGAUCGACUACUCGGCGCCGAACAUAGCGAAGGAGAUGCACGUCGGGCACCUCAGGUCCACCAUCAUCGGCGACGCUGUGGCCCGACUCAUGGAGUUCGUGGGUAUGGAUGUGCUUCGGGUGAAUCAUGUGGGCGAUUGGGGCACACAGUUUGGUAUGCUUUUGGCGCAUCUCAUUGAGAAAUAUCCCGACUAUAAGACCAAUACUCCGCCGAUCGGAGACUUACAGGCCUUCUAUAAGGAGUCGAAGAAGCGUUUCGAUAGCGAACCCGAGUUCAAGGCUCGCGCUUAUAACACGACGGUUCGACUUCAGGCCAAAGAAUCCGAAAUGAUUACUGCGUGGCAACAGAUCUGCGAAAUCUCUCGACGAGAGUUCCGCGAAAUGUAUAAUCUGUUGGACAUAAGCCCUGAUCUCAUAGAAAGGGGUGAAUCCUUUUACCACGAAUUGAUGAUAGAAGUGGUCAAAGACUUGGAACAGAAGAAACUAUUGAUCGAAGACGAGGGCCGUAAAGUGAUGUUCUCUUCCGACCCAUCAUUACCUCCGCUGACGAUCGUUAAGUCCGACGGCGGCUUCACUUACGACACGUCAGAUAUGGCGACACUUCGGCAGCGAAUUGUAGACGAAAGGGGCGGACGUCUGAUAUAUGUGGUCGACGGCGGACAGAGUCAACACUUCCAACUCAUCUUCAAUUGUGGCACUCUUUGCGGUUAUUUGGAUCCCAAGAAAGUCCGUUGCGAUCACUUGACGUUUGGUGUUGUUCUCGGCGAAGACAAGAAGAAAUUCAAGACUCGAUCGGGAGAUACCAUACGUCUGAAGGAUUUAGUGAAAGAAGGUUUCGACAGAUCUUUAGCCAAACUGAUAGAGAAGGGAAGGGAUAAAGUGUUGACAGCGGAGGAGUUAAAGGCGGCUCAAGAAGCCGUUGCCAUCGGAUGUAUUAAAUACUCUGAUCUAAGCCACGACCGAAACCACGAAUACGUGUUCAGCUUUGACCGUAUGUUAGACGACAGGGGAAAUACAGCCGUAUAUCUGCUCUACGCUCUGACACGGAUUCGAUCCAUCAUUCGGACCGCCAAUCUGUCCGAAGACAUCACCGAAUUGGCCGCCAAAGAGUCGACACUUGACUUGAGUCACCCGAGAGAAUACAAAUUAGCGAAAUUCAUACUUCGAUUCGCGGAAGUGAUCAUUCAAAUAGCGGAUGACCUCUAUUUGCAUACUCUUUGCUCGUAUUUAUUUGAAUUAUCGGUCGUUUUCAGCGAAUUCUACGAUCAGUGCUAUUGUAUUGAGAAGAUUACGGAGAAUGACGUCCAGAAAGUGAAGGUUAAUAUCAAUCGUAUUAUUCUUUGCGAAGCGACCGCUCGUGUCAUCGAAACCGGACUUUCAUUACUCGUCCCAAAUACUCGUGCAUUGAUUGGGCUGUGGUUUGGUGUCGACGGCGGCCUUCCGUCGCAUCCGUUUCUUCUGAUUUUUACUCAGAAUUGCAUUCAACAGAUGUCCCGAACUUGUUAUACAUGUCAUAAUUGGGACAAUUGUCGUCAUCCCAGUCGUCGUUGUCUUUAUUGGAUUCAAUUGUCUGCUCUGUAUUACCAAUGGAUCCACAACUCGACUCAUGAGUUUGAGAAGUGUUCGGUCGUUGCCAUUGAUUGUCGGCUUGAGAUUCGGCGGACAUGUGUUGAUGAUUACUGGCUCUCUGAGUACACAACAGCACGCAGGCCUGUGCUGGAGUCCACACUGCGGCUGAGUGUAGACCGUGUUGAAACUAUGGCCGCAUUUGUCGGGGGUAUGCGUUCAAUGACCGCAUCGGCGGUCAACAGAUCCACACACAGACAGUCCAGACAUGUUGUCAACCAAUUCACGAGACUUAAGAGCAGUUCCAACACAACCACCGCUCAGAUGAACGCCAAUCAAAUCAGUCAGACAUCACUAUCGGAACCAUUAGCGGGUCUGUGUCUGACCACAACUUGCGGUUUCGCGAAACCAUUGUUCGCCACAAUGACUAACGAAGACAAUGAGACAAAGGUUAGCACUUUGAGGAAUGGUCUUCGGGUGGCCUCACAGAACAAGUUCGGACAGUUCUGUACCGUUGGUGUAGUCAUAGACUCGGGCUCUCGCUAUGAGGUGUCGUAUCCGUCGGGUAUUUCGCACUUCUUGGAGAAGUUGGCCUUCAAUUCGACCGUUGAGUUCAAAGAUAGGGAUCAGAUUAUGCGAGGCUUAGAGAAGUACGGAGGCAUUUGCGACUGUCAGGGAUCCAGAGAUACACUCAUAUACGCCGCGUCUCUCGACUCCAGAGGUCUCUCCUCUGUUAUCCACUUAUUAUCGGAAGUGGUUUUAAGACCUCAUAUAACCAAAGAGGAGAUAGCGUUCGCCAAACAGAUAAUUGAGUUUGAAUUGGAGGACAUGAACCUGAGACCAGAUCCCGAGCCCAUUCUCUUUGAACUGAUCCAUUCGGCCGCCUAUCGUAGCAAUACAUUAGGUUUACCCAAGUUUUGUCCGCCGGAAUCAUUACCACUCAUCGAUCGUCAGGCGAUAUUUAAUUAUAUAAAGACUUAUCACAUCCCGAAACGGAUGGUCUUAGCGGGUGUUGGUGUGGAUCACGAAAAACUGGUCCAAUUGGCCGAACAGUAUUUUGUCGAAAAGACCCCCAUUUGGACUCAAGACUCAAGUGAGCAUAGAUUACACUCAAAUCCCGGCUGCGGAUAUGGUCUUAACCAAGUCUUCGUGUUGGGUUUGGAAAGUUUUAGCCAUCAAGACAUGGAUGACUUUAUACCGGUUUGUGUGCUCAAUAUGCUGAUGGGCGGCGGCGGCUCUUUCUCGGCCGGUGGGCCCGGAAAGGGAAUGUAUACCCGUCUCUAUACCAAUGUCUUAAAUCGUUACCAUUGGAUGUAUAGCGCGACCGCUUAUAAUCACGCGUACAGCGACUCCGGCAUGUUUUGCAUCCACGCGUCGUCCCAUCCCUCGCAACUCCGGGAUAUGAUUAAUGUUGUUAUCGGCGAAACAAUAAACAUGAGUCGAGGCACUAAUGAUGUGGAGCUAAAACGGGCCAAAACGCAACUCAAGUCAAUGUUGUUAAUGAAUUUAGAGGCCAGACCUGUCAUGUUUGAGGACAUUGGGCGCCAAGUGUUGGCCACCAAACGAAAAAGAAAGUUAAACAACAUUGACGUCAAAUCCCAGGGGACUGUAGUGUAUGUGUUGUUGAAUGGCAUAGGAAAGAGACACAUACAAGUGCUUUCGCAGCAUUGGUAUUUCAAGUGA